Molecule: messenger RNA, 2270 nt
Organism: Helianthus annuus (common sunflower)
Lineage: Eukaryota; Viridiplantae; Streptophyta; Magnoliopsida; Asterales; Asteraceae
Product: protein CYPRO4
Exons: 2
Coding region: 196-2091 (631 amino acids)
Cellular component (GO): nucleus; cytoplasm
Molecular function (GO): protein binding
Source: RefSeq, a predicted model, not a curated record
UUCAAACAAAUUACCCCUCACCCCACCAAACCAACAAGAACCCUAAUCUUGAACAACUCAUUGCCAUUUUCAAAAUUCUAAUUUACGCGCCUCUUCACAUUCACCUACCGACGCUCCUCUUUCCUCUCUCCCCCAUCUUCCCACUUCCAUUCAAUCAAUCUCACCACAAACCCUAACACCCAAAUCAAACCCAAAAUGGGAGCCGCUGAAAGCCGCCAAGAUUUAGAACUAUCCGACACUGAAUCAGAAGAAGAACAACUCCACUCCGAAUCAGAAGAAGAUGAAGAUUACGAAGACGUUAAAGACCAUCACUCACCCAUCAAAACCCCACCCAAAACCCCAUCAUCUGUUGACGAAAUUGAAGCUAGAUUAAAAGCCCUAAAACUCAAAUACCAAUCCAAGAAUCAAACUUUAAAGAAUGCGGUUAAACUCUACGUUUAUUCCGGUGCAAAUACUGCUAAUUCGAAAUGGGUUGUUGUUGAUAAGCUCUGUUCGUUUUCCUUCGUUAACACGACGUCGAAUGAGGAAGAAGAUCACGAUGAUGAUGAGGAUUUGUAUUGGUUUUUGAAAGUUGGGUUGAAAGUUAAGGCAACAGUUGAUCAGCAGCUGCAAUUGAAGCCGAAUGCGGAUCAAUUGCGGAUCGAUUUCGUGUCGAAUGGGGUUUAUGCUAUGAAGUUUUUUAGUGUUGAGGAUUAUAAAAGGUUUGUUGAGGAGUAUGAGAAGUGUUUGUUUGAGAAUACUUAUGGGUUUGAGUGUAACGACGAGAAUAAAGGUAAAGUGUUUGGGAAAGAUUUUGUAGCGUGGGCCAACCCGGAAGCUGCGGAUGAUUCGAUGUGGGAGGAUGCCGAAGAUAGUUUUUCGAAAAGUCCGGGGUUCAAGACUCCGGUGAGAGGUAACCAUGAUUUGAGAGAGGAGUUCGAGGAGGCUGCGAAAGGCGGGAGUAUAAAAAGCUUGGCUUUAGGGGCGUUGGAUAAUAGUUUUUUGGUAAGUGAUUCGGGUGUUCAAGUUGUUAAGAAUUUCAGUCAUGGGAUUCAUGGGAAAGGGGUUUAUGUUAAUUUCGAUAGCGCGAUGAAGGGUCAUGUUGAAUCGACUCCUAGGAAAGCUCUUUUAAUGAAAGCCGAAACGAACAUGUUGUUAAUGAGUCCGAUGACUCAUGGAAAGCCACACACGAACGGGAUCCAUCAGUUUGAUAUAGAGACAGGGAAAGUUGUAACCGAAUGGAAGUUUGCAAAAGACGGGACCGAUAUUACAAUGCGCGAUGUGACAAACGAUAGCAAAGGAGCGCAAAUGGAUCCUUCGGGUUCGACUUUCUUGGGUUUGGAUGAUAACAGGCUUUGUAGGUGGGAUAUGCGUGAUCGACACGGAAUUGUUCAGAAUCUUGCUGACGCAAAUACCCCUGUUUUGAACUGGACGCAAGGACAUCAGUUUUCUCGAGGGACUAAUUUUCAGUGUUUUGCAACUACUGGAGACGGAUCGAUUGUUGUCGGUUCGGUUGACGGGAAGAUACGACUGUAUUCCGUGAGUUCCAUGAGACAAGCCAAGACUGCUUUUCCGGGUCUCGGGUCACCAAUUACGCAUGUGGAUGUUACGUAUGAUGGGAAGUGGAUUUUGGGCACGAGCGAUACUUAUUUAAUCCUUAUUUGCACAUUGUUUACUGAUAAAGAUGGGAAAUCAAAGACGGGCUUUGCAGGACGUAUGGGAAAUAGAAUUUCGGCCCCACGGCUGUUGAAGUUGAAUCCCCUUGAUUCACACAGGGCUGGAGUAUUUAAUAAGUUUCGUGGCGCUCAAUUCUCGUGGGUAACGGAAGAUGGGAAGCAAGAACGCCAUCUGGUUGCUACGGUGGGUAAAUUUAGUGUGAUAUGGAACUUCCAACAGGUGAAAGACGGAUCUCACGAAUGCUACAGAAAUCAAGUGGGACUGAAGAGCUGCUACUGCUACAAGAUUGUCCCCAAAGACGACUCAAUUGUUGAUAGUCGUUUCAUGCACGAGAAAUUUGCAGUUAGUGAUUCACCGGAAGCUCCUCUGGUCGUUGCUACUCCAAUGAAAGUCAGCUCUUUCAGUAUAUCGAGUAGCAGGCUUUCUUAUGCUUAAUCAGUGGUUUUUGUUUGUUUCUUAAUCUUCUUAGCAGUUAAUUCUGUUAAACGAUAUCGUGGAAAAGUUGAUUGUCAUUUAGUUGUUAGCAACUAUAUUGUUGUUAUGGAUUUAUGGUUAAGGAGAACCUGAAUGCUUGGUUUUUAUUUGAGGUAAGAUUUAGAUCUUCUUAUUAUUUU